AUGUUGAUAACGACGGAUUCCUCAAACACCUAUACCGUGCCCGGCGGACCUCGCCUGACCGCACUCCCGGUAAAGACCACGUCUCUCAUGGAUGAGCGCGAUUACCAAGAUACCAAAAAGGAAGCCAUACGCAGGGCCCGUGAAAUCCUGGAAGAAUGUGAAAUCACCCAGGAGGCCGAUAUUGAACUAGUGGAAAGAAAAGAUGACUCUGCCUAG
Penicillium waksmanii is the source of this 216-nucleotide messenger RNA. RefSeq lists its product as uncharacterized. NCBI's taxonomy places the organism in Eukaryota, Fungi, Ascomycota, Eurotiomycetes, Eurotiales, Aspergillaceae. The transcript has a single exon. The coding region runs from base 1 to 216 and encodes 71 amino acids. The record is from RefSeq and is a predicted model, not a curated record.